AUGCUCCACGACAAAGUACCCUCGAACCAUAUUGAGUACUUUAUGUCAGAGAAUGUUGAACGUCGCAAAAAGCAGAAAGAAAGAGCUAAGAUAUUCAUUGAAGCUGCUGAUGAUGAUAAGGACAGGAGCAACAAUGCGUUAGCGCUGAAAUGUAAGCACCACACUGAAGAUCUAGAAAGGGCUAGUCUGUUGAAGGAAUCUCUGAGCAUCUUCGUGUUCAACCGCAGCCUCAUACAGCUUGAGAAUGUAUGCAUGAACUGCUUGAACGUAAACAGCGCGAAAGACUUACUUGAUAAUGGAAUCACACCGUUUCCAUACAAAGUAGCGAAGGCCUUAGACCCUGAUAUCUACAGGAACAUUGAGUUUGAUGUAUGGAGCGAACUCAGACGAGAAAUGCGUUAUGGCGCGAGAUAUUCUGAUGGGACGACCCUCCAAGUGGGUGUGAAAUGUUUGUGCAAACUGCAGCCCGAGCAAACUGUUCCCUAUCACUGCCAUAUCCAAGAAAUGCGACCUGACGGCGGUCCAUGCCUCGUGUUUAUAGAAGAACUCGGCGAGAAGCGUAUUGUCAAUUUUGAACAGCUGGAGCCGCUUCCCCUUGAGGAGAUAAGACCGUGGGCCCCUCCAUACAGAUACUCGCGAGCUCAUUCCCAGUUCCUCACUCUGAGCCAAAUGUUACAGCAAAUAGGUUCGAUCUUGUUUUGCCAAAUUCUAUAUUUUACCGUCUCACAAUCGGAAUGCUUCUUAUUAUUUUUAUCACUUGCUUGA
Messenger RNA from Spodoptera exigua (beet armyworm), 765 nucleotides. NCBI's taxonomy places the organism in Eukaryota, Metazoa, Arthropoda, Insecta, Lepidoptera, Noctuidae. The record is from the annotation of a GenBank genome assembly.